UUUAUUGUGGAUUACACUGCAAAGUAAAACACCGUCUUUUGAGUUGGAAUGCUGAGUGAGGUUUUCAAUCAUGAGCAAUAUCAACAGGAAACCCUAAGCUGGAUGCUUAAUUUACAAAACAUCCACACGAAACCCUAAAUUGUACAUUUCCUGCUAGAGGUGCUUUCUGUCGAAGAUUUGCGUGGCAAGUGGGAAUGGUGAAACGGAGCCCAAGUUGCUCAAGAUUGACGGGUUUUUGGCUGAAAGAUCGUGGGUGGAAGGAGGAAGUGGGAGGCUGCUGUCUUCCACUGAUGGGUCGUAAAGGGAUGCCGGAUGCCUUGCGCAGCUCGUAAGCUCGUCAAUGCUCGUGUAGGAAUCGAGUGCUCCCGUCUGCCACUGUCUGCUGCCUAGCGGCUGGUUCGCGAAGAUGGUGUGGUUUCAGUGUGAUGACUGUGGUGAGAACCUGAAGAAGCCUAAGUUGGCGAGUCACUUCAAUAGAUGCUCGGCGCACAAGCUGUCUUGUAUCGAUUGUGGAGUGGUGUUUGAUCAACACAGCGUGCAGGCCCAUACAUCGUGUGUCUCCGAAGUGGAGAAAUAUGGGCCCAAAGGCUUAAAUAAAGCAGCGAAUCCAGCCGCCACGAACCCGAAGAAUGGCAAGGCGCAGAGUGGACCCGAAGUAGACCUGAGCAGAGGUCUAUCGCAGCGCCCGCCUUGGAUGUGCAGUCUUUGUAACGUUAAAGCCACGAGUAGGGAGGCGUUGGAUCUACACGCGCAGGGGAAGAAGCAUCGUUCUAGAUCCAAAGCUGCAGCAGCCAAGGACACGGCAUCGGUCGAUGCCAAGAAUGUUAAGGUAGAUACAAUGGAGGUGGAUAACAACUCUGCCGCAGUGGGGAAAGGUGUUGUUGAGGUUCCUCAUGUUGAUACGUCUAGUCAGUUACCCGAGAAGAAAAGGAAGAAUGAGCAACUCGAUGGAGCUGGUGAAAAUGAAGGGGAGUUGAAGGCCACGAGGAGAGACAAGAAAGCGAAGAAGGAAUCCCCUACAUCUGAUGUGGAUGACAAAGAUCAGGAAAAUGUGGCGGACUCAACAUGUAAGAAGAGGAAGCACGUGGAGGAGGAGCAGGAGACAACAACUGGACACGAGCUGAAAGGUAACGGGAAGAAGAGCAAGAAGAAGGAAAAGUUGUCCGAGUCUGGAGAAAAUGGGCACACUUCUGAAAAGAAUCAAGUAGCUGCCGAUGCCAGUCCCACCGAUCAGGAGGAGAGGAAGAAGGACAAGAAGGCCAAGAAGGGCAAGAGGCUGCAGGAAGAAGCUCUGAACGGGAACUGCUCUCCGCCAGUGGCCGAUGAAGACACCAACGAGGUAGUAGCGAUGAACGGGACUCUAUCCGUCCACGACCCAGAAUCGAGAGGAGAUUCUUCUGUUUCUCCUGUAAACGGCAAAAAGGUGAAGAAAGGAAAGGGGGCUAGUCUAACAGAGGAUCUUGUAACUCCUGAACCUGUGAAAAGUUCACAGGAAGACAAAUCCAAGAGUGGAAGAAAAGAAAAGCACAAGAAGUCUGAAAGCAAGGCCGGUUCCAAAGAUGAAACACCUAGAAAAGAAAAGGAGAAGGAAAGUAUCGUUCAUGAGGUUUCAUUUCGCGAGUGGCUGAGAGAGGACGACAACGGUGGCAAUGGAGGUACCCCGACACAUCCUCCCAUGGUUGAUAAGAGUGGAGAAGAAACCCCCACGGAACCGGCAGACGUAGACAACGAGCACACGCAAGCUGUGUCUAAAGUGGUCAAGUGGAAGAAAAUCAUCAGUGAAGCUCUUUUGAAGUCUCCAGAUGGGAGGAUGAAGAAGAAGGAUCUUAGUAAGGCUAUACUCGCCUUAGCAUUGAAGGCCGCCGAGUCCUCGACCAUCCCACUGGAUAAGAUUAUCCUGAAGGAAGAGCUCAUGAGACAGAUCAAUCGUAACCCAAAGUUCGUAUUGGAUGGCGAGCACGUCAUGCUGGCCCCGAGAGCAAAAUGAGGGGCCCUUUUCAAUUUUGGUAAAAUAUGACAGUUUAGUUUAGUCACGAAGUAGGUUAUAUUGAGUGUAUCACGAGUUUGGUUUCACAAGCUCUAGGCUACGAUUUGGAAUGAUAAAACUCCAGUUUUCAUGUCAUGAUGAUCUAUUGUCACCGUUUUUCAUCGCUCAAGUUGGCUUCUCUAUUCCACGACUCUU
Messenger RNA from Marchantia polymorpha subsp. ruderalis, 2182 nucleotides. The record is from the annotation of a GenBank genome assembly. NCBI's taxonomy places the organism in Eukaryota, Viridiplantae, Streptophyta, Marchantiopsida, Marchantiales, Marchantiaceae.